This is a messenger RNA of Rhagoletis zephyria (snowberry fruit fly), 4992 nucleotides long. RefSeq names its product Chronologically inappropriate morphogenesis (gene chinmo). Gene Ontology annotation, biological process: regulation of transcription by RNA polymerase II. The record is from RefSeq and is a predicted model, not a curated record. Lineage: Eukaryota; Metazoa; Arthropoda; Insecta; Diptera; Tephritidae. Gene Ontology annotation, cellular component: nucleus. Gene Ontology annotation, molecular function: protein binding.
AGAUUUGAGAAAUUAAACAAAACAUAAAAACGUAUUAAAGAAUUCGAUGAAAUAAGUGGCUAAUAAAAUAAGCACGGAAAAAACUUAAGAAUAUAGAUAUUGAAAAUUUUUGAAAAAAAAAAACUUUUGACGAAGAAAGUGCGCUGAUAAGUGUAAAGAUUAGACGGAUUUUGGACAAAACGCUUAAAUUUUCGAAAAAGCGAAAACUCAUUUGGAAUUCGGAAUAAAAACGAACGCUUGCAGUUAAACUGAACAGCUUUUCACCGCAUGCGGACGUGCGUGUACACAUAAAAUAUCGGCGACAAAAAAAAAAUCGUAAGCGAUUAGCGUGUGUUUGCGAGCAGCGGCAAUAGCAGCAGCAGCAGCAGCAACUAUUUGAAGCACAAACGAGGGUAAGAGUUACCAUUCAAAACAAAACCGAACCUUUGCUAUUGCGCAGGCGCAGCACACGUGUCUCGAGUGAAAUUGCGUAGUAAAACGUGUGCGAUUCUGUAGCGUAGUGUUGUAGUGUAGCAGAGCGGAGAAGUAAACAGGGAGCAGGGAGGGCACAUUUUGGUGCAACGCACGCCGGCGCUAGCAAGCAAUUUAAAUGCGAAGAACGCCCAAAAGCAGAAAAUCAACAAAAUUGGAAAAUUCCCUUUGGCAUUAUCAGAAAUUCUUCAGAGAACUCAAACAACGACGCAUAGAAUUUAUGCAGCAAAAAAUUUAUCGAAAAUUUCGUUUUGGCAUAAUUUAUUCAGAUUGCUUAGUGGCUGCAGAAGCAGAACAACAACAACAACAACAACAACAAGAAACCAGAAACACAGUAACGCAAGCGCAAGCGCAGACGCAGACGCAGUUGCAAAAGUUGAAGCUAAAACAAGGGCAAGUGCAAGUUGGAGUGGCAUUUGAAGCAAUUAACUGCUCGUAUACGCAACACGCUGGUCAAUUGCGCGGCACGAAACGCAAUCGCGUGAAAAAAGCUACAAAUACGACGACGACCCGGAAGUUUGCCGCAAGCAGCACAAAAACAGCGAACGCCGCAUACAGGAAGCUCCACAACAGCCAGUCAACGGCGGCAAGCAACAAGCUAAGGAGCAGAACGUCAGCAACAACGGAUACGGAUACGCAGACGCAGACGCAGACGCAACCGCAGCCGCAACCGCUAACGAAACGCAGGUACGGAAAUAGGCGCACAAAGCUUAUGCCGACAUUGGCGUACGCCUUGCGAAUGCCAUUGAAGCCAACGACGAGUGCAGCGCAGCGCAUGUUGGUGAAUGUUUGAAAGAGGAGAAGAAGAAGAGGAAAGUUGAAAAGAAGAAAGCAAAUUUUGGCAAAGAAAGGACACUAGAGGAAAUUGAAAGCGAGAAAUUUGACAUUUUUUUUAACGAGGAAGAAUUAAAUAAAAGAAAGGCAGAAAAAAUUGCCAAACGCCAGCCGCAAUCGCCCACUUGGAUGGCUGGCUAACACCAGCAUAGUUGCCGUUUUGGAUUUUGGAAAAAUCGUCGAAAUUUAGUGGCGGCCAACGUUUGAGAUUUCAUUGCUGGUCAACAACAAAAACAACAACAAACAAACAAGCAAAAAAGAAAAAUAAGCCUUCAACUACAUUGGGCUUGACAAAAAACCAUUUGGCUGUUUUUACACACACACAUAUACGUAAACCUUAUUUACUUAGUUUUAUCGUUUUGUUCCGGUUACUUGCAACAAGCAACAAACAAACGUACAUACGUCGUUUAAUUUGUUAAUUUUUUGGUGAUAGUGCUUCAAAAAAAAAAACAAAAACGAAGGCAUUUAAUUUUUAAUUAAUUAAUAAUCUUAACUUAAUAUAAUUCAAAAUGGAUCCACAGCAACAAUUUUGUUUAAAAUGGAACAGCUACUCGUCCAAUUUGGCAAUAACAUUCUCCAAUCUAUUCAAAUCGGACGUUUUGGCGGAUGUGACAUUAUCGUGUGAUGGCACAGUAUUCAAAGCACACAAGCUCAUAUUGGCAGCAUGCUCGAAAAAAUUCGCCGAGCUGUUCGAGAGCACACCAACAAAUGGACAAUGCGUUGUCAUAUUGGAGGCCACUUCGUCCGACAAUAUGGCUGCACUGCUCGAAUUUAUGUACAAAGGUGAAGUGCAUGUGUCACAAGAGGCUCUAAACAGUUUCCUUAAAUCUGCGGAAAAUCUACAGGUGAAAGGACUGUCCACAGAAACUGGCCGCUUGGCCGCGCAACAGGCACAACAUGUCGAUACAUCGCCACUAGAAUCACCCACCGGGCGACGCAGCAUGCGCAAUAGCCUAAGCGGUGGUGCUGGCAUUGGCAAUGUUGUCGGCAGUACUCCGCUCACCAGUAUCGGUGGUGUGCCCAGUGGCGCCAUUAUCGGUGGCAAUAUGGCUGGCAUAAUGGCCGGAAAUGCAGAACGCAAUAGCAACAGCGGCAAUGGUAGUGUAGGCAGCGGUACUGGUGCCUGCAACCUCACUGGUGGUAGUCUCAUCAGUGGUCCUGGUAGCGCACACUGCAAUCCCCCAGCCAGCACUGCAAGUGCGCUCGGCGGCGGUGGUGGCGGUGGUGGUGGUGUUAGUGGAGCAGGUGGUUUAGGCAGCGGCGGUGCCGCGAGUGUUACACAUCACCUCAGCAGCUCAAGUAGUAAUUUGAAGCACGAAUGCGAUUCUCUAAUGCAAAGUAGUACCGCAGCAGCGCUGGCCGCAGGUAUACCGCCCUAUGUGCCGCCCAUCUAUCGUCCCAUGUCGUUCGAACCACUGCGCAAGCGCGUACUCCGCAGUCCAUAUGCCGAGCAAGAGGUGCGCGGCAGUGUGUUACGUGAUGGUUCGAAAAAUUCAUCGUCCGAUUGCGCGAGUCCGAUCAGUAAACCGCCCUACCAUCGACCGUCGUCGAGCGCAUCAUCGAAUGCACCCACCGAGGCGGACACAAUGCAAUCGGAGCGUACGUCACCGAGCCGUUAUGAAAAUCACAGUCCUGGCGCCACCGCAGGCAAUGGCAAUGCGCCAAGCAGCCUAGACCGCUCAGUGAAAACGGAACGAAACAAUGGCAGCACACACGAGGCUAUUGGUGAUGACAGGAGCGAGCACGACGAAUCGAUUGAUAAUGGAGCCGAAGAUCUGCGAGUGAAGUUGGAAAAUUCCAACUAUUCGCCGCCACCGCCACAGCCACCUACCUCGAAUGCAUCUUCCACAACACCAUCCGCCUUGCUGGAGAACCUUAAGAACGUCGAAGCUGGAUUGCCAAGCAAUUUGGCUGCAUCCAUAGCGCCGGAGGAUAUGUUGAAUGUAUGGAAUUCGACGAAAAUGAACAACAAAAACAGCGGCAUGGUCAAUACGGCGGACGGCAAAAAGCUGAAGUGCCUGUUCUGUGAUCGCCUCUAUGGCUAUGAGACAAACCUGCGUGCCCACAUCCGCCAACGACAUCAAGGCAUCCGCGUCCAUUGUCCCUUCUGUUCGCGUACCUUCACCCGCAAUAACACCGUGCGUCGACACAUCGCACGCGAACACAAACAGGAGAUCGGCUUAAGUGCAGCCAGUACUGGUAUUGUACCCGCCUCCAUCGCCGCUGCGGCUGCGGCGGCGGCCGCGAAUCAUUCACAAUAGGAUGCGGCCGCAACAGCGGCGGCAGCAGUAGUCAUGAGUGCGCAAAAAGCAGCAGCAAAACAACGUAAACGAAAAUCAUUGAAAAUGGCAUUGGAGAAAUGUAUGCAACGACGCGACGCAGCAGCUAGCAGUGGUGGCAGCGCUAGCGCAAGCGUAAGCAGAGCCGUCAUCGGCGGCAGUAGCAGCAGCAACACGAACAUCAGCAGCGGUGGCUUUACUGGCGAUAUAGCAAGCAGCAGCAGCAACAACGGGAACGCCAAUAUAGCCGCCAUCGGCGUAAUAGCUAGCACAUCGACGCGUGCGGCAGAAGAACGCAAACAACAGCAGCAGCACCAACACGUACAGCAGCAAGUCGAGUUGGAGCAUAGAAAACAUCAGCAAACACAGCAGCGGCAGGCGCGGCAAGAGCGGCGGCGUAAUAGUACGACGAGCACGCGCAACGCCAGCGCUAGCAGCGCAAUGGUGGAGCAAAAGGUGGGAGAACAGGAGGAGGAGGAGGAGGAGGGUGUGGAGCCGGAGGCUAAACGUGAAAAGCAAGAGCCACCAAUGGCUGGGGUGGAGGAACGCGCACACGAGGCUGAUAUCUCGCUGAUGGAUACCACUGGUAGUAGCGCCACCACCACAACCACCGCCACUGACACCUCCACCACCAGCACCACUAACAACGACCGCCACAACAACACAACCAGCACCAUUGAUUCAUCAUUUGUUGGUGGUGAAUUGGCUGACACCACUGUGGAACGUUUGGAUACAUCCAGUGAAAUGGAAACAGAUGCGGUUGUACUCCCAACAACAACGACACAGGUGGUAGAAGGCACAAAGCGGUCAGUUGUAGCAGAAGCACCAACAUCAAGCGCUGAAGCUGAAGAAAAUACCGCUGUUAUUACACCUGAAACCACAAUAACAAUAUUAAACCCGCUUGCUGCACAACAACAAAUAAUAAAAACAACAACAGCCUCUAAUGAGGCCACUACACAAAACCCACCGGUACAAAUGGAAACCGACGAAGAAGACAUCGACAAAGUCGCGGCCACAGCCACUAAGUCCGAAGCUGCUGCGGACAUAGUUGGGGCUGAAACGCAGGUGACCACAACAGAAACUAUAGAAACAACAACAAUUGAAAAUGCCAAUGCCAAUGAAACGCCACCAACGACAACAAAAGCUGCUGAAUAAAUGUUGUAGUUGGUGAAAAUGAAGGGAUACAUAAAUCGAUGCAGAGAGGAAGAAGCUUUAGGAGAUAAGAAGAAUGAAGAAGAUGAAGAGAAGAUUUUCGUUUACGCGCACUCAAAAGGAGCACAUCCUAAAAGAAGAAUAGGAACAGAGACUACUGUUGCAACCGCUGUUGCACUCGGAGGAAGUAUAUUACUUAAAUAAAAACAAAAACAAAACAAAAAACAAAAAUAAUGCUAAAUAAGUAAAUAUGCAA